Messenger RNA from Scomber japonicus (chub mackerel), 4350 nucleotides. RefSeq lists its product as uncharacterized. NCBI's taxonomy places the organism in Eukaryota, Metazoa, Chordata, Actinopteri, Scombriformes, Scombridae. Bases 117 to 3785 code for a protein of 1222 amino acids. The transcript has 11 exons. The record is from RefSeq and is a predicted model, not a curated record.
GCGGAAGUUUUAUUUUGGCAUCCAGGGGGCGGGGCCGAGACGUAAACAACGACUGCUGUUUCCGGUGAUGUUUGCAGGACAUAAAAGACUCCAAAAGACCCUGAUGGUUAUGGAGGAUGAUGGACAACCCGACAGCAAAUAAGAGCCACAUACCUUGUCAGUCAUGGGCGGACCAGAAUGGCUGGCCCACAGCUUCAACCCAAGGGCCAGUCCUCAACCCUCUGUCCAGUGCUCAACAUCUCAGCCUGGGCUCGUCUUCUGACCAGAGACCCCCCUACGACCACCUGCAGGCAUCUAACCAGAGCUGCAUGAGCGACCUCAGCACCUUAUCAUCCAGAAGCAACAGUCAUCACACUGCCCAGUACACAGCCUCUCACAUCAGUAGCAAUUUGUCGUCCACCUCACUGUUUGCCAACUCCACCAUACCAAGUGUAUCUCAGAUUAUAUCUUGUGGUCAGCAAAAUCCUCACAGUUCAUCAAUGCUACCUGCUGCUAACCAAGGAAAAAAUAUCCCCCCACCUUCUCUUCCACAAACAAACCAAGGAUCUCAGACUUGUAGGCCCCAACAUCUAGCGCUCAUCUCACCCCACGACCCUUACAAAACCUCUUUUCAACCUCCAUUAACCAAUCAGGGGCUUCAAGAUAUACCUAUUGGCCUACCAUCAUGUGGACAAGAUUUAAGCCAAGGAUCACAGAGGACAUCUCAGCCUACUUUUGGAGGAGUAAAUGUGGAUGCUGGUGUUGCAGGAUACACUCACAGCCAUGCCUCAUCUACUUCUCAGGAGCAGCCUCAGUGGACACCUUCAUCACACUGCAAGGGAGCUGAAAACAAGCCUGUCCCUGAUGCAGCUUCUCAUCCUAACAAAGAACUAUCACAAAAGAGGAACAUUGUCCCACCGGCCAGCAAUGAGAGGAAUCGUUCAAUAGUUUUACAUCAGCGUGCAGUACUACUCAAACAACUGGCAGAGUUGGAUGAACUUCUGGAAUCAUUACCUGCAGAUGACAGGAGUGGUAGGCAGUCUCAAAACAGAGCUAUCCGGUCUCCUCCGUUAAUGGAUGAUUCAUCUCAGUGUGAACAAACAAAGAUCAGUGAUCAACAGCAAGUUCGGUUAUCAGCUGCAAAGUCAAAGAUACAGUCACAGCUUUUAGCAAAUUGUUCAUCCCCUGCAUCCUAUGAAGAACAAAAUCAGACCAGUGGUUCACCAGAUGACCCGAUGUCUGUAGCAGAAUUGGAGAAAACAGAAAAUGUGGAGCCAGGUGAUAGUGAUCCUAAUGCCUCAGCAGAGACUGAUGAAAGUGAUCCUGAUUACUCACCCAACAGUGAGGGUGACUUCUCUGACCUCUUAUCAGACACCGACGAUGGCUUUUCAGAUGAAUCCAGUGAUAGCGGUCCCUCAACCCCAAAGGAAGAAGAAACACCUCACCUGAAGUGUCCUCUUCCACAGAAAAGGAGGGAUAAAUCAGCAGGUUCUUUGUUAAAGGAGAAAAGUGUCAUUCCUCUAAAAAAGAUGCGUACAACUAAUCAGAAGAAGUCCUCAACUGCAGUGUCGCGAACUUCAAAUUCAAAAGCGCAACGUGUUUAUGAUAAGAGGAAUUAUUGUGUGUUUUGCUUAAAGCCAAUGGUCAAAAUUGCAAGACAUCUUGAGUCAGUCCACAGCGACAAAGAAGAAGUUGCAGCUGCAUUUCAGCACCCCAAAAAUUCCAGAGAAAGGCAAAAAAUAUGGAAUAGAUUAAAAAAUCAAGGAAACUUUGCUCAUAAUAGAAAUGUUUUGAAAACAGGGAAGGGACAGGUUGUUGUCCGAAGAACAGCAAAUCAACCUGGAAAAGGACUGAAAGACUUUCUUCACUGUCUUUACUGCCGUGGUCUUUAUUUAAAGAAAACCUUAUAUAGACACCUCAGGUUGUGCCCAGAGAAAGUGAGGAAUGACAGUGAAUCACAGAUUGGAAGAAAGCGUAUUGCAUCACGCUGUGUGCUUGAAACUAUCGGAGAUCUUGGCGUAAGUGAUGGUUUCAGAGAACUUCUGUCCCAGAUGACAUAUAAUGACGUGACACAAGCUGUCAUGGAUGACAAGAUUAUCUUGCAGUUUGGUGAACAAAUGUUUGAUCAGCAAGGAUCAAAUGCGAAGAGGCAUGAUUACAUACGACAAAACCUUCGUCAGAUAGGAAGACUUGUACUGGAAGCUCAAAAAAUAACCCCCCUAAAGAAGGUGGAGGACUUCUUUCUCCCUUCAAGCUUCUCACAUGUUGUGUCAGCAGUCAACGUCUUGGCAGGUUACGAUCCAGAAAAGAAAACAUACAGUACUCCGUCACUUGCCAUCAAGCUUGGCUACCAUCUACAGAAGUGUUGUAGUAUUGUUGAAAGGAAUGCCAUGCAGAGUGGAGACACGAGACUGGUAGAAUCUGCACAAAACUUCCUCUCAGUAUACCAGAAAAAAUGGAAUACACUAGUUUCUUCAGGAGCAUUAUCGGCACUCAGGGAAACAAAACUGACGACAGAAAAGAAGGUUCCGUUUUCUCAAGAUGUGAAGCGCCUCAAUUUCCACAUGGAGAACGUUCAUCUUCUUGCUGAGAAAAAACUCACAGAGUGCCCUUCAACAGAAAACUACGCUGCUCUGACCAAGGUAGUACUUGCUCGAACAAUAAUUUUCAACAGGAGACGAGCCCGUGAAGUUUCAGCCGUGCCACUAACAGCUUUUAUGUCAAGGAAAAAGUCAAACCUGCCUGAUAACUUUGACGUAUCUGUCUCUGAAUUGGAAAGAACCAUGUGUGGGUUCUUCACUAGAAUUGACAUUCAAGGGAGGUGCGGCAAAAUGGUCCCUGUUUUGUUAAAACCUUCAUUUGUGUCAGCAUUGGAGCUUCUUGUGAGUGUUCGUGAAACAUGUGGAGUGCCCAGUAAGAAUCUCUUCCUAUUUGGCCGACCCAGGUCAUUGUCUGCCUACAACGGCUCUGACUGCAUCCAAAAAUACGUCAGAGAGUGCGGUGCUAAAGACCCUGAAGCGCUGAAAUCGACAAAGAUACAAAAGCAUUAUGCAACAAUGCUGCAGCUGAUCAAUCUGGACGAGAAUGAAGCCGACCAAAUAUUAGGCCCUAUUAAUCAAGUCCGAACACUACGACAGAAUUGCGGUAUGCAGAUGGAUGAUGUCCAAAUGGACUCCGAAGAGAGAUUACAACCUGCAAGAGGACAUCAAGCUGUGUCAUGGGAUCAGAGUGAAUUUUUUGGUGCAUGCUACACUCAAGGAGAUUUUUACCAUGAACAAGCACAUGGAGCAACGGCAGGCACCAGCAUGACUGUACCACCAAAAUCUGGCAACUCAGGCAAAAAAGAGAGAUUACAACCUGAAAGUGGACAUCAACCUGCAUCAUGGGAUCAGAGUGAACUUUCUGGUGCAUGCUACGCUCAAGCUGAUUUUUAUCAUGAACAAGCACAUGGAGCAACGGCAGGCACCAGCAUGACUGUACCACCAAAAUCUGGCAACUCAGGCAAAAAAGCUUCUCAAAAUCAGGGCAAACACAAAUGGGAGGAGGCAGAAGUUUGUGCCGUAGAAAGACACAUGAUGCGUUUCAUUCAAGGAUACAAGGUACCUCAGAAAAAUGACUGCACUCAGUGUCUUGAGGCUGAGCCAAAAGCACUGAGGACCCGUUCCUGGAAAGGUGUAAAGGACUACGUUCGAAACAGGAUCACCGCUCUAAAAAGACAAAGUAGCACCUACCAAACGUUAUCUACAAACAGUAACUGGCCCGGGCAAAUGGAACCACAAAGGACUGGACAUUUUCAGCAGCUGUAGACUCUUCCCUCUUCUACUUUACCCUCCACCUCCCUCUUGCCUCCUUUGUCUUUCAUUCCUCAACAGUCUCUCUCUCUGUCUCUUAUACAACAUUGGGAGCGUUUCCGUCCUUAAAGAUGGCCAAGAAGACAUUUUUUAUUUGCUGUUUUAUGUUGCUGUCAGUCAUUCUUACUUUGUGUGAUUCUGCAGUAUAUACAUCUCCCAGUGGUUUAGCUUCAUUUUACGAAGUUGACACACAUUUCAUAAGAACUGACAGAUAAUGUGUAAUACAGAUGUAGCUGAUGUCUGACUUUUACGUUGUUGGAGCUGACCAUCUUUGACCAAAUUAUCUGGCGUACUGUGUUUUGUUAUUCAGUUUGACUUUGUAUAACAGUUUACCAACAAUAAAGUGCCAACAAAAAUGUCUUACUAAUUUAUGUCAAAAAAGGGAUUGAAUUACUUAUAUUUCACACAUAAAAUGGUAAACUCUUCGUUCCAGUUUCUCAGACAAAGAUUAAGACUAGUCCUAAACUAAAGACAAAAUUCUGUGAAAAUAUCCCUGUCAUGGAAACUGGGCCUUUGUCCC